ACUCUCUGAUUAGUUCAAAAAAAUCUCUUCGACUGAAAAGCCGCUUUUGAAAAUUGAUACUCUACGCAUUUAUUGAAAAAUGAGUUCAUUGAAUAAAACUGUUGUGAUUUGCGAAAGGGCUGUAAAGCUUCCGCCAUUUAUGAGCCAAGCAGUUGUAGCCGACCGUACGGUCUACGUAUCGGGAAGUCUUGGUAUCGACAACAACAUAAAAUUGGUCCCAGGCGGUGCUGGUCCAGAAAUGCGUAGAGCUCUUGAAAAUAUGGUUUUCUGUUUGGAAGCAGCUGGUUCCAGUGUGGACAAUGUCGUUAAGGCGACAAUAUUUAUAACGGAUUUGAAGGACUCCGCAAUUAUCAACGAGGAGUAUGCCAAAGUUUUCAAGAACCACCCACCAGCCCGUUCUAUGGUACAAGUAGCAAAACUUGCACUGGAUGCAAAACUGGAGAUAGAAGUUGUUGCACUGGUUGGAGACGUACAGUGCGUUGAGAGACAUUCCAAUUAGAGGACAAUUUGAAAAUUAAAAUCAGAAAAUCAAAUGUAUUUAGAGGCUGUCUCGACUACAAAAUUCUAAAUAAAGAAGCUAUUUCGGCACG
Messenger RNA from Bradysia coprophila, 590 nucleotides. RefSeq names its product rutC family protein UK114-like. The record is from RefSeq and is a predicted model, not a curated record. NCBI's taxonomy places the organism in Eukaryota, Metazoa, Arthropoda, Insecta, Diptera, Sciaridae. Gene Ontology annotation, molecular function: deaminase activity. Gene Ontology annotation, cellular component: mitochondrion; cytosol.